AAUACAGGACAUUGUAGACAACAGUUCAUAUCGUCUGAUAAUAUUACUCAGGUACGUCAAAGCUUUCUCAGAAAUGCCCUGCCUAUUUUUGAUAGUUCUUGUUACGGCGCUCGUAAUGACAGAGGCUCGUAAUAACGAAGCUCGAUUGACAGAGGACCUACUGAAUAAAUACCCUAUGACGAAAACUGUUAGGCCGGUCUUAAAUGACUCUGAUGUCGUUGUCGUGACGUAUAGCUACACUGUAACGAACAUCGUUGAACUGGACGAGCGAGGUCAGUUUGUAACUGUCAGCGGAUGGCUUAACCUGGAUUGGCAGGAUCAAUUCAUGGUAUGGAACGCCUCAGACUACGGUGGGAUAGAUGAAAUUAAAGUUCCCCACAAUUCGAUUUGGAUGCCAGACAUAACACUCUACGACAACGUAGACAAUGGUUUCGAACGCAGCAAGACAAGUAUUCCAUUAUCCGUUACUUCGAAUGGUUCAGUUUCUUUGGCAACACCUACUUUUUAUACCGCAUUCUGCAAGAUGGAUGUAAAGCAUUUUCCAUUCGACAAUGAAAUAUGUAGAUUUAAGCAUGGAUCCUGGAUGUACGGGAGUCACCAGAUCGACCUAAAUGUUAGACGGAGAGAGAACGAACAGAGUUACUUCUAUGAGAAUGGUGUCUGGGAUCUAGAAUAUGUCAAUUUUGAAAUGAACUAUACAUCGUAUGGUUUGUCUCCAUAUUCAUACGCUCAUAUUAUUAUGACGAUUGGUUUGAGCCGCCGCUUUGAAUUUUAUGUUGGAAACAUUAUAGCACCUAGUAUUUUACUUUCAUUUCUACAAGCUUUUGUAUUCUUCUUACCCCCGGAAUGCGGUGAGAAAAUUUCGUUUUCCAUUACAAAUUUACUAGCAAUUGUGCUGUUCCAACAACUGAUUGCCGAACAAUUACCUCCUUCUGAUGAAACCCCUUAUAUUGAAAAUGUCAUUACAUUAAUAAUCUGUCUCGGAUGCAUCUCAGUUGUGGCAACGUCGAUUAUUCUGAAGUUGCACUUUGGACGACACAACAAGCCUGUGAAUGGACACAUUUACAGGAUAUUCGUCAGAGGUCUAGGCUCAGCUCUUGGAGUUUAUAACAAACUCGAUUCUAAGACCACACUUGCCUAUUUUAGAAGAGCUGACCCAGUAGGAGCCUGUCUUUCCGAGAGCAGUGCAGAUAUGAGCAACACAGAUAUGUCAAUCUCACAACACGUGUCAUCAUCCAAAAAAAGAAUGACAGAUAUCGAAAUGUUAAAUCAGCCAAUCAAUGAACGGAAAAAAGAGGAAGAACUAACACAAACAUGGAUUGAUGUGGCACGUGUGUUUGACAGAGCGAAGGGAAAAUCGCCAAAAUUAGAAUGUCGGUGGAAGGGCCCCUAUCAGCUAACGGAUUUAUUGAAAAAGGAGACAUUCCGUAUCCGUAUAUGUCCUAGCAAUCGGAUUAAAGUGGUGCACUCUGACCAACUAAAGUGUGCUUCACAAGUAGAACCAGCACAUAAGAGUGUACCAGAACAAGAGAGUGUAUCAGAACAAGACGAUAGAUCAGAAGAAAGUGAACUGGAAAUUGAACAGUUGCCCGACGACGAACCAGAAACGGAACACGAUCCUGACACUAGGGGAAAUUAA
Anneissia japonica is the source of this 1639-nucleotide messenger RNA. Its product is annotated as neuronal acetylcholine receptor subunit beta-3-like. The record is from RefSeq and is a predicted model, not a curated record. The transcript has 7 exons. Gene Ontology annotation, molecular function: transmembrane signaling receptor activity; acetylcholine-gated monoatomic cation-selective channel activity. The coding region runs from base 74 to 1639 and encodes 521 amino acids. Gene Ontology annotation, biological process: chemical synaptic transmission; monoatomic ion transmembrane transport; nervous system process. Lineage: Eukaryota; Metazoa; Echinodermata; Crinoidea; Comatulida; Comatulidae. Gene Ontology annotation, cellular component: postsynaptic membrane; synapse; neuron projection.